This is a messenger RNA of Uloborus diversus, 1618 nucleotides long. RefSeq names its product dehydrodolichyl diphosphate synthase complex subunit DHDDS-like (gene Dhdds). Gene Ontology annotation, cellular component: dehydrodolichyl diphosphate synthase complex; endoplasmic reticulum. The coding region runs from base 59 to 1078 and encodes 339 amino acids. Gene Ontology annotation, molecular function: ditrans,polycis-polyprenyl diphosphate synthase [(2E,6E)-farnesyl diphosphate specific] activity. The record is from RefSeq and is a predicted model, not a curated record. Gene Ontology annotation, biological process: polyprenol biosynthetic process. Lineage: Eukaryota; Metazoa; Arthropoda; Arachnida; Araneae; Uloboridae. The transcript is spliced from 7 exons.
GCGAGGUCUUGGUUUUGGCGAGAAGUGAAACCAUUCACGUCCAAAAAGCCACAUAAAAAUGGCAUGGUAUCGGGAGAGCAAACGCACUUGGCUUGAAAAACUUUGCAUUGAUGUAUUGAAAUGUGGUUCUAUCCCAAAACAUGUUGCUUUUAUUAUGGAUGGUAACAGAAGAUAUGCAACAAAAAAUGGAAUGGAAAAGCUUCAAGGACAUGCCUUAGGGUUUGAAAAAUUAUCAGAAACUUUAGAAUGGUGCUUAGAUUUGGGCAUAACUGAAGUUACUGUUUACACCUUCAGCAUAGAAAAUUUUAAAAGGCCCAAAGAAGAAGUAGACUGCUUAAUGAAUUUAGCCAGAGAGAAAUUUCAAGAUUUAUUACAGGAAAAAGAAAAAUUAGACAAAUAUGGUGUAUGCAUACGCAUAUUUGGAGACAUAACACUUCUUCCUGAAGACAUACAAAUGCUUAUUGCAGAUGUCGUCCUAUACACAUAUAAUAAUUCAAAAACAUAUUUGAAUGUGUGCUUUGCAUAUACUUCUAGAGAGGAAAUCACCAAUGCUACAAAAGAAAUAGCUCAAGAAGUAGUAGCAGGCAACUUAUUUCCAUGUGAUAUAACAGAAAACAUCUUCAAUCGCAGCCUUUAUUCCUGUAAGAGCUCCAAUCCAGACAUUGUUGUAAGAACCUCCGGAGAAGUCCGCUUGAGUGAUUUUUUGCUAUGGCAAAGUUCAUACUCUGUCCUCUAUUUUUUCCAAGUCCUAUGGCCAGAAUUUAAAAUAUGGCACCUGUUUUUAGCUGUUUUGUUCUAUCAACAUCACAGCAAAACUUUAAAGGUCAUUAAAGAAAGGCAUUAUCAACAAAUGACACAACUUGAAGAAAAGGAAGACACAGUAUCUGCUAUUCAAGAACAUCAAAAAAUGCAUGAAAAUCCACUGCAGCAUAAAUUUCCUUUAGAUGUCUUAGAAAUACGUGGCCAAAUGGAAAUACGUAGAAAAAACUAUUUAAAUCAAUUAGACAGUGAGCGCUACAGAAGAUUAAUAUGUAUUAAAAAUGGUCAGACAAAACAAAAUUCUCCUCCUGUAAGUUAAAUAUGUUAGCAGUGAUGAUAUACUUACGAUACUUUUUUUUAAAAGUAUUGUAAGUACGUUGUAUGUUAUGUUUCUGUGAUCAUGAAAAGUUUCUGUGGUUGAAAGUAGGGCUUAAUUUGCACGGGAGCUUGCUGGAGCUCUGCUCCUUCACUUAUUCUUAAAUUUGGGGAAAUUAGUACAAAUUCAGACUAUUUAUACAUGAAAAUGAGAUGUGAAGACUAACUCCCAUGCUAAGUGCAAAAGUCGUAUCUGCACUUUUUUUUUAUCAAAAUUGAAUCGCUGUCACCAGGUGGUUCUUUGUCAUAUAUUUCACCUAAAUACUAUGUUUUAUGGUCAUUUGUAUGUGGGAAAUAUUUUUUUAAAAAGUCUGAAAAUGUUGCAUCUGAAUCAAAUACACGGAGAUGCAAAAUUUUAAACUGGAAUUUCUCAGUUUGAACUCAGCAGCAAACAGAAGCGGAUACAGAAUAACUUUUGGAGGAGGCUCGGGAAUUAGACAGCGCAUCCCAUCCCCCUCACAUACAAUGUUUCAUACCAAUGUUU